Adelges cooleyi (spruce gall adelgid) is the source of this 6644-nucleotide messenger RNA. RefSeq names its product serine protease nudel (gene ndl). Gene Ontology annotation, biological process: proteolysis. The transcript is spliced from 20 exons. NCBI's taxonomy places the organism in Eukaryota, Metazoa, Arthropoda, Insecta, Hemiptera, Adelgidae. The coding region runs from base 16 to 5877 and encodes 1953 amino acids. Gene Ontology annotation, cellular component: plasma membrane. Gene Ontology annotation, molecular function: protein binding; serine-type endopeptidase activity. The record is from RefSeq and is a predicted model, not a curated record.
UUCAGCCAGCAACCAAUGUACUCACGACUGAUGAACGUUAUCGGACAAAAAGCUAUGCCCAGGUCAACGAUGACUUUCGACAAUUCGGCAGGUCUACUAAACGUUCAUUCGUCCGAUUUUGAGUUAAUUUUGACGAAAAACAAAACGUUUUGGAAUAGACAUUUUAUUCUGGUCUGGGUGUCAGCGUUUGCCUUGUUCGUGAUCGUCGGCGGGUUGACGUUCUUCAUCUUCGACGAAAUUUACAACGGAGGUAAAUGCACCAACUCCGCGAAAAACGAUUCCGACGUGUUGUAUCAGCCGUACGAAUUGCUGCCGGACACGUUAACCGGCAACACUACGGCAACGGGAAUUUUAAAAAAACGAAUACGACGUUUCCAGUCAGGAUUCGACGAGGUUUACGAGCAAAAGAUAUCGGUGACCCGCGAACUGAGCGAGGGCAUAAAAGCAAUGAGCUUCGAAGUGAAACGGCUGUACAACGGUCUGGCGCAACUGGGAACCCGCGUGAACCGGGAGAAGCGGUCGCUGGGCGAAGGUCAGGCGGCCAUAGCCGAUUGCGUGCAGAUGAAGGAAAAGUUCAAAAACAUCUACGAGGAGCUGAACCAAAUACGUAAGACGUUGACGAUGAUGGACGCGCACGGCAUAUGCCGUUGCAAGUGUCCAAUCACAGACGCCAACCGAGCGGCGGAACCGUCGUACGAGACCACCGCCGACGCAAUACUAGACUUCACCACGUUCGAUCCGGAAACCACGGAAACCCGGGAAAGCACGACCGACUUGCCGAAAAAGCAAAACAAACUAAUUUACGUUGCCGCCCCCUACCAACCUCGGGAUAAGACAAACCGAGAUCGCGAGCCGGCCGGAGACGGGAUUGACCGCGAAACGACCGUCGCCGAAUCGACCACUAAGCAAGACACUACGACUUUGCCUACUACCAAUCCUGCCUCGUCGAUUCCAACGACGUCUGUUGCAAAAAAGACAGACGACGACGACGACGACGACGAAGAUACGUCGUACGGCACGACCACGGGAAUCUACGAGGACAUGUCUGCGGCAAUGUCGAACAAGGUGACGAUAAUUGACAACGCCGAUCGGUACAACGCGACCACGGUCGUGGACGACAUAUCGACGACCGACGCACGAUUUACAUCCAAGUCGGUGGAACCUGCAACGACGACCGUGCAGAGUCAAUACGACGAUGGUGAGAAACCGGCGGUGUCGAACGCGAGAUCCGACCAAGAAGAAAUCACAUACGCGAGUACUACGGUAGGCAAUGAAGAUGUUGCCAAAACGACGACCGCCGCCGAAUAUUCUGGUGGUGUUACAGCAGAUAAUACGACACCGUCAUCUGACGAUGCCGACGACGCGAAAAUUGAAAAAUCCAACGACGAUAACCCCCCGGCAACGAUGACAAAACCUUGUGCUCAAACGCCGAAUAAUCAACAACAACAACAACAGCCGUUGUAUCCCAUCUGUUACUAUCCCGUGCAGUGCUAUCCGAAUACGAUGGACUGCCAGCAACAAAAACCAGACAGAAACAUCAUGAAAUUUUCCGCUCAAUCGCUUAACUCGCACAAAACAAAAUCGACUGGCGCCCAACCCACCGUCAUACAAAACAGUUAUCCGAUAAUGUCGAUUUGUGCACCGGGCAUGGACUGCCGCAUGCCGGCCUUCUCCGGACAAACAAAUACACUGCAUUGUAUGUUUACCACACAAACAACAAAAGUAAACAAAGCGCCAAUUGAUAAACAAAGCCACAGCUCCAGAAGUUCGGAUAAAAAAUCAGAAGAAAAAAAUGGGAAUUACAAGAAAAAUCAACCCACCAAAAGCAGCAGCAACGCUAAAAGCGCCUUCGAAGAUAAUAAAGAAAUUUUAACAGGUGCUCUAGAAUGUCCUGCCAACUCGUACUCCUGUUUGGAUAAUUCCAUGUGUGUGGACAGCCAGGACUGGUGUGAUGGUAGAAUACAUUGCAGCGAUGCUAGCGACGAAGCUCAAUGUAGCUGCAAGCAAAGAAUUGAAAAGGAUAAGAUAUGCGACGGAUACUAUGACUGUCCGAAGGGAGAAGACGAAUUGGGUUGUUUUGGUUGUGAUGAAAACUCGUUCAGUUGCGGUGACUGGGAUAAUUUUAGUCAGCGCUCGACUUGUUUCAGCAGAGAAAAACGUUGCGACGGAAUACAAAAUUGUUUGAACGGCCAUGAUGAAAACGAAUGCACAUUGUUGUCCAGGAGAAUUGAAAAUCCCAACGAUGAUUUUUUCGUAUCUUAUUCCAGCGGAUUGUUGCACCACAAUUGGAAGGGCAAAUGGUUUCCUGUCUGUAAUGGCAAUCAAAUAAGCGACCUAGCCGAACAGGCCUGUACCGUCGAAACCGGAGAGAAAUCAAAGCCUAACAAAAUAGAAUAUAUCACUGAAAUGACCGACUACAGUGGGCCCUACGUCAACAUAAACAAUAACAACGUGAUCAAAAUCGUAGAAUCAUGUCAAUACCAAGGAAUUUUAGUUGAAUGUAAACCCAUGGACUGUGGCGUACGGUCCAGUUUUAGACUUAACAAAAACACGAAUCUGGAUCGAAUGAAAAGAAAAGCGCACGUAAACAGCAAUAAUUCUUCGCGGGACGCAAGAAUCGAAUCGGAUACCCUUAGAGUAGUGGGAGGCAUUGCUAGCAAUCCAGGAGCUUGGCCGUGGCUUAUUGCUUUAUACCAGGAUGGUAUUUUCCAUUGUGGCGGAGUAAUAUUGAAUGACAAAUGGGUGAUGACCGCAGCACAUUGUGUUAAUCAAUACCAAAAGCAUUUCUAUGAAGUUCAGGCUGGUAUUUUGCGAAGGUUUUCGUUUUCGCCAAUGGAACAGUCGAGAACUGUCACUCACGUAAUAGUGCAUAGUUUAUACAGUAAGGCCACCAUGAAGAACGACUUAGCUAUUUUGAAAUUAGAAGACAGCCUCGAGUUCAACCGUUGGGUUCGACCGGUUUGUUUGCCAGAUACCAAAUUCAAUUGGUUCCCGUUACCUGGUACAUUUUGCACGGCAGUAGGCUGGGGAGCCACGGUUGAACACGGCCCCGACCCGGAUAACAUGCGUGAAGUGGAAGUGCCUAUACUUGCUGAAUGUAAGCAUAAGGAAGACCGGGAAGGAGAAGAGAUCUGCGCGGGCUUCUUAAGUGGAGGUCACGACACGUGCCAAGGCGAUAGUGGAGGCCCGCUGCUCUGUAAGGAACCUACUAACAUUAAUAAAUGGUAUGUCGCUGGAGUAGUAAGUCACGGCGAAGGCUGUGCAAGACCACAGGAACCAGGCGUAUACACCAGAGUGGCGUUAUUUAUGGAUUGGAUUGUCGAAGUUACAGACGAAUCAAACUUACCGUUGGAACGUCCAUUAAGCUAUUGUCCAGGGAUGCGGUGCAAAAAGGGCGAAAGGUGUAUACCAAAGAAAAGACAGUGUGACAAAUAUGUAGACUGCAUGGACGCAGAUGAUGAGCAGAACUGCGACUUUUCUGGAUCAGAAUAUGUACCCAGUAUGUAUUUAACUAGACACACGGAUCACAGCCACAUAAGAUACAAGAGCGUGGGACAUACUGAUGAUCGCAUUACCAACACUACUAAAGUUAUGGCGAUAACAAAACCAUCAACUCCGUCAACAACCACAACAAGAACAACACUAAAACCGACACCGAAAGUAGAAAAUUCACCAACGCCAUUAACGACUACAACUAGUACUACAAUUAAGUUUGAAUUAAUGCCAACCACAUCAUCAACACUGUUAAUCAAGAAAACUCCAAACAAUAGCGAUCAAACGACUAACACGACUGUUUUAGAAGAUAUGUUAUUCGAUAAUCAAUUCACCAAAGACAUUUUUAGCUGUACAAAAAUUGUUCAAAUAGUGCCUCUGAACCAUCGCUGCGAUGGGAAACUGGACUGCGAAGACGGUAGCGACGAGCAGUCCUGUGACUGCCGGAUGCGAUUGACGAAUAUGUUUAAUUCAUCGGCUAUUUGCGACGGAAUAGCAGAUUGUUACGAUGGCACAGACGAGGUUGGAUGUGGGGUCAAAUGCAAAAGCGACGAAGUAAGUUGCGGUCUAUCUAGACAGUGUAUUCGAAAGAUUAAGUGGUGUGAUGGAGUCGUAGACUGUACCGACAAGAGCGACGAAAAACACUGCACGAUACUCACAAACGGCACGGACCUGGUGGAAUUAGACGCCUCUGGUCGACCUGUGGUAAAUCCGUCGGGAAUGGUAACCUUCAAUCGUCGAGGCGUUUGGACGGUACAAUGCGUAGAAGACAAGGUGGCUUUGAAAAUGGCAUAUGAUGUUUGCUCGAGUCUAAACUUUAUAGGUUCCGAAUAUUUCGAGAAAAAAAUGUUGGUCAAAAACGUUUCACAGAAAAAAAAGAACUUGGACGAAAGAGAUUUCUGCCAAGGCCUUUAUGUAGAAUGUGGACCGAGAAAGUCAUUGGACUCUGGACUAGUGUCUUGGCAUGUCGAUAUUUUAGUGGACGGUAAACUGACACAGUCUGGAAUAUUGGUCAAUGAGUCUUGGGUUCUUGUUCAGAAAACUCAUAUAAAUUUGAAUAACAAUUAUGUGAUUGCAAUUUUGGCCGGCGGCAAGUAUCCCAGUACUUGGAUUAAGUCGCCAUACGAACAAGCCAUACGGGUUGACGCACAGUCGGAUGUUCCUUCCACCGACUUGUAUCUGCUUCAUUUGGAAAGACCUGCGAUUACUAGCCGAGCGGUCACUCCUUUGGGUAUCCCCGUGUGGCAGCCAACACUCAGGGCAAACAACACGUGCUAUGCGGUUGGAUACUCGCUUAAGAAUCAGACCGAGAGCGUUCUUCUGCGGCCAGACACAAACAAAUGCGACGAAGGCAAAGCAUGUUUUGCCGUUCUCCAAAAACCACAGAUGUGUCAGGUGGGGUCGAGUAUUUCCCACAUUACAGGAGUGGUGUGCGAUUCCAAGCUCGGAUUGUUUUUGGCAGCAACCGUUUCGGGACCGCUUAACUUAUGCGACCACAAAGCCCGCGUUAAACUUCCCAAAAUCGACGAUCAAAUAUCCGUUAUCGCCUCGAUCAUGGACGAUGACUUCACAAACACCAGUGUCCCGCGAUGCGAAGGCAAACGCUGUCAGCUGGGCAACUGCGUGUCUUGGGAAAAGGUAUGCGACGGUCAACCGGAUUGUCGAGAUGAACAAGACGAGACGGUCGAAUUGUGUCACGCUCGACAGAAUAAAUGCAAAAUAAACGAGACCCUGUGCAUAUGCGGCGUUGGUGGUUUUCGUUGUCGUAAUGGUAAGUGUGUGUCUAAAACGACGUUCUGCGAUGGCAUCGACCACUGUGGCGACGGCACCGACGAACCGGCGACCUGCAAGAAAAACACCUGUGUCGACUAUCUGAAGCUCAUCGCACCCGAAAGGCUCUGCGACGGACGUUGGGACUGUCUGGAUAAGAGCGACGAAAAUGUCUUCAGUUGCCCGCAAUCGUAUUGCAACCGAACAAACGUCUAUCGUUGUCAAUCGUCCAACAAGUGCAUUUCGUCGGAAUUGGUGUGUGACGGCGAAGGAGACUGUCCCGAAUUGGACGACGAAGCGCAAUGUCUCACCCUCCUUUCUCCAGCCGGAAAGGAAAACGAAGGAACGGUGGCCAUAAGAUCUUUCGGGGUUUGGCAUCCACAGUGCGUGACAGAAGACUACACCGGAGUGAGCUAUCAUUUGCUAUGCAAAUCCCUCGGAUUCAGCCAAGCGGCGGGUAUCAAAACGACCACUAGCAAAAAGGUCGAAUUCGAAAACUUCACAUUUAUCGAGCUGAACGACAACACAGACGUAGCAAUCAGAUCGCCGACCAAAAGCAUGGUACGAGAAACGGACAGCAUGUGUCCGACCACUUACGUGAAGUGCCUCAGCUAGAAUUAUGUAACAACAAUACUUGUCAUGUUGUUUUUGUAAAUAAUAUUAAUUAUACCAAAAGACGCUAAGACUGUGUUUGACGAGUGGAGAUGUUUUUGUUUUUAAAUAAAAAUCCUCAAAUUUGUUUAAAAGUCAUAAAUGGUACGUCGAUGGCAUAGAGCAUAGUAUUUUUAUGUACUUUUUUUUGCCCCUACAAACUGCUGUCACACACUUCUUCUAUUUUCGCCUAAUUUACUCAAAAAUUCCAAAAUUGGGUAGACUGCUAGCAGUAUAAUUUUUGUUCUUGACAAUGCUUAAUACGGACUUCAUCAAGACUAAUCGGGUUUUAAUUUUUCCAAAAUUAAUUGAAUAAAAUAAAUAAUAACUUUAAAAUAAAAAAAGUGAUUUAGUACUGACUUACCUACGAGACAUAUAUAGAUAUGGAAGAUGGUAUGUUAUAUUAAGAUAAUUUGAGAAAAAUAGUUGUUUUACAGGGAAAUCGUAGAAUAAAACUAAAAAAACUGUUUUUGCAAGUGCUAACAAGAUUCACAAAUUGUCAAAAAAUGUGAGUUGAGCUAAAAGGACAAAAAAGCAACUGAGCCCAUAAAAAACAAAUUGAAUGACAAAACUAUAUUAAUUGUUCUUGAACCUAUCUUUUAGGUUAAUACACGAUAAAUCAUUUUGGAAACAUGGACAAUUAAAUUGUAUGUUAAGAUAAUUUUGAAAAUUUGUUGUUUUUUUUAUUAAAUUUUACAGAGAAAUCAAUAUUAUAAAACUAAAAAACUGUU